AUGUUCAAGCAAUUGUCUCAGCUUGGCAAGAACCUUACUGAUGAACUGGCUAAGGGUCUCACUGAAGAUUUGAAUGAGGGGCAAGACCAGUUUGAUAGUAGUAGUGAUCUUCCAAGAGAUGUGCAAGCUAAACUAAAGAAGUUUGAGAAGUACGAACAGAAGUAUCCGCUACUAUUGGGUGCUUAUAAGAACGAAAAGCUCAAGAGCGAAAAGUAUGCGGCACUUCAAAAGAUACUCAGCGAAAAUACCCCAGUUUCUUCAGCCGAUGAUUAUGAAUCAUUGGAGAGCUUCUUCAAAAAUCUUGAUAUGAAAACAGCGAUGCUCAAUGAUGAAAUUAAGAGGCUCAACUCUGAUCAAAAUGAGAGUAAGAAAAAAAUUGAAGAGUUAAACUCACAAUUAGCUGAAGUCUGCAGUGAUAAAAACUCUUCUGAUAGAUUAGAGGGCGCGGUUGAGGAUAAAAAAGCCGACGAACUUACAGGUGAGGCCAUUCAAUUGAAGCAAAGAAUCACUUAUGUUGAGAAUCUUCUGGAUGAAAAGGAAAAGGCGUAUGAGAAUGUGAAGGAAGAAUUGAACAAGAGUAAAAAGGAGAACGAAUCACUCAGAAGUCAAGUUUCUGAAUUAAAAACUCUUUCGGAUUCUUCGAAAGAAGCAGCAGAUGAGAUUCAAAUUCUAACUUCCCAAAUUAAUGAGGAAAAGCUUAAGAAUAUUGACUUAAUAAAGGACGUUGAAAAGUAUAAAUCUUCUUUAGUGGAGAAAGACAACCAGGUUGAGGAUUUGAAAAAGCGUCUUGCUGAAACGAAGUCAUUACCUGUUUCAAGCAACAAUGACCAGGAUGCAAAUGCAAGCCCCACAAAUCACACCUCGGGUGCUAAAUCCAAAAAAAAGAAGAAGAAGGGAAAGAACAAGACGAGGGGCGACUCUGAAAACACCUCAGUUGACUCUAAUGCGGAGGCGUCAAAAGAAGAAACUGCCGAUCGGGAACAAUAUAAGGAAAAAUACGACCGAUUACUCAAUGAUUUUGAGAAAUUGAAAGAUUCUCGAGCUAGCCCAGAUAGUGAUUUCUCUGGUAAAAGGGAUGAAUACGUCGAGCUGAAAAAGAGUUUUGAUAACUCUGUGAAUGAAUGUGCUGAUUUGAAGAAGGUUGUUGGGGAACUUCAAGAGAAAAAUAAAGCGCUAGAAACGGAUCUCGAGGAUUGCAGGAAAGCUCUGAAGUUCAAGACUGAAGAACUUGAUAAUAACAAAGAUAUACUCAAAACUGUUGGAAAUGAACUCGUUGAGGCUAGAGACCAGAUUAAAAAUGCCACUGGCUCAUCCAAAGGCGAAUUGGAUGAGUUACAGUCGCAACUCGAUACAUUGCGUAAGAAAAACUUGGAACUUGUGGCAGAACUAGAGAGUUCGCAUUCUCAACUUGAGAAAAAGGUGCAAUCUUUAGCUGAAGAAAAAGCGAAAGUUUCAAAUGACCUGUCAUUGGCAAAAACGUCAUUAGAAAGGUCGGAACAAGCCAAGCGCAAAACGGAGCAGGAAUUGGUUAAAGUAAACGAAAACCUGACAAAGUUUCGAAACGAAAAUAAUAGUCUUUCAGAUCAGUUGAGGGACUAUAACACAUUAAAGAGAUCUGAGGCAUCGAUGAAGUUAUCCAUCACUCAGAAAGAAAAAACUAUAACUUAUUUAGAGCAACAGGUCAAAGAGCUCAACACCAAAGAAGAGGGCGCUAAGAACUCUAUGCGCGUGGCAAAGCUGGAAAAUGAAAAUUUAAGCAAACGAAUUACCCACCUGAUGAAAGAUAAUGAAGGCUUCAAGACUGAGUUGAGCAGAAAUCGUGAUUCACUUCAGAACUACAUUAAAGAAAAUGGAAAGCUAUCUGAGAGGCUCGAUGUGCUCCGCGAAAAAUACGAAACAUUGCAAAAUCUGAAGAGCAAUUCCAACGAUCAAGCUGACUCUAUAAAAAGGCAGUGUGAAGAGCUAAAUGUGAAACUUAAGGAAUCUAAGAAGAGAAUUCUAUCUCUUGAGGAUGAGUUGAACGAAAAUGCAAACGCUCUUCAAGAACGAACAAGAGAAGCGGCAACCAUGCGAAGAUUAUUGAAUGAAAAUCAGGAUGAGAGGGGCAUCAAACUCAAAGAGCUCGAGGAAAAAUUAAGAAUUACUGCAGAAGAGAAAACCAGAGUAGAAGGUGAACUCACUUUGCAAGUUUCGCGAAAGAGCAGGGAAGUCCAAGAGCUUAAGGAACUCAAUUCCGAAUUAACAUCGGAAAUACGCACUCUGGGAUUGAAAGAAAAGCAAUUACACCGCGAAAUCGAUCACUUGAACAGCGUAAAUGAAAACAUUCAAAGAGCGAAGAGUGAUUCCGCUCAAAGCUCUAGCGACGUUGAUGAGGCCAUAACUAAUUUAAAGCGAGCUCUUUCAAAAUCCGAAACGAAGAUCCGCGAGUUAGAAGCCGCUAAUGAAGAGCUAAGGGAUCUCAAUUCUGAUUUGAACAAAAAACUGGAUAGAAUGGUGAGGAAUUACAAAACUGCGACAAGUCAGUUAAGUGCCCUCAAAGAGAGAACAUCGUCAAGAGAACCAAGCAGAUCAAAUUCUGUGGCGUCUAUAGCUGAUAACCCCGGACCAGAACAGGUUUCUCGUCGGGCAUCCUUCAUAGACGAGAAAACAUCACAUUUGCAGGCUGAAACACGAUCUGAAAUAAAUGAGAAAAUAGCAUAUAUCAAGAAUGUUUUGCUUGGAUUCCUAGAGCACAAAGAUCAAAGGGAUCAACUUCUUCCUGUGAUAUCUAUGCUCUUACAGCUUGAUAGUAAUGAUGAGAAGCGUUUGAUAGUCUCCCUUCGAUGA
This is a messenger RNA of Lachancea fermentati, 2826 nucleotides long. NCBI's taxonomy places the organism in Eukaryota, Fungi, Ascomycota, Saccharomycetes, Saccharomycetales, Saccharomycetaceae. The record is from the annotation of a GenBank genome assembly.